Epinephelus fuscoguttatus (brown-marbled grouper) is the source of this 1651-nucleotide messenger RNA. Its product is annotated as transmembrane protein 138-like. The record is from RefSeq and is a predicted model, not a curated record. The transcript has 5 exons. Gene Ontology annotation, cellular component: cilium. Lineage: Eukaryota; Metazoa; Chordata; Actinopteri; Perciformes; Serranidae. Bases 1040 to 1354 code for a protein of 104 amino acids.
CUCUCAUGUCAGGUGAGAAAUUCUGUCACAGUAAAAUAAAAAGACAAUGUUACAGGAAAGCUGUUGCUAUGCGUGGCAUCGAAACAGGCAAUCCUAUUGAUCUUUAUUUAGGUCCAAAAAAGGUCCCAGAAACUUUUUAAUUUAUUGAGCAGUGAUGACAUCUUCUCAAUCUUUCAACGCUAUCUCUUAAUCCUACAUUAGUCAAUAGCUGCAGUAUUGCAUUAAGGUGCAUGUAAACAAUCUAACCACAAUGUCAUGGCAGAAAUCCUGUGCCUGUCUAUUCGAGAGGGGUGUGUGUGUGUGUGUGUGUGUGCGUGUGUGCGUGCGUGCGUGCGUGCGUGCGUGCGUGUGUGGUGGGGGAUAAACCCUGUGACUAGGAAAGACAAGCUGUCACUCUGUGCUGCACACUUGAGUUGUUUGUGACCACAUGCAUCAUUUGGAAAGAUACGACUCCAGCCUCUGACAUCAACCUUCAUUUACAGUCUCUGCUGGAGUUACUUGGACGGAUUGUGGACUGUACUGUGCUACCACAUCUGUUCAUGUUGGAGCUAUAAAAAUCAACAUGUUGACAUCAGUGAUUUCCAUGCAGCUCAUCCCAAAGCCUGACGCUGUUUCCUAUUUUGAAGGGACUUCAGUUUUUCUAAAGUGAACAGUCUAAUUUUGACAAAAGAAAAUGGAGCCCUAAUGCAUCAAUCAGACGUCAGAGUGGAGUCACUUGAACGCCUCACUGAGACCCCCAAACAGUCAGGACUGUUGCUGUGUGUGGAUUAAUGUUUCUAUGUAGUGUGUGUGCGAGCGCAGUGCAGCCUUGGAUCCAUCGUGGAACCACCACAGUCCGCCCGGACGCCCAGCCUUCGGGCCGGAGACGCUCCAAACCAGCAAUUACUCUCUGGUGUUACUGAUUCAGCUCAGCCUGCUCUCCUUCGACCUGUUCGUAAACUCCUUCAGCGAGCUGCUGAGGACUGAACCGGCUGUGCAGCUCGUACUUUUCAUAAUCCAGGACAUUGCCAUCCUGUUCAACCUGAUCAUCAUUCUGUUGAUGCUGUUUAACACCUACGUGUUCCAGAUCGGCCUGGUGGCCAUAUUGCUGGAGCGAUUUAGAGCUCUGCUAAUGCUCUCUGCUCUCUAUCUGACCUUCAGUAUCAUACUCCAUUCCUGGCUCAUGAAUCUGCGUUGGCUAAAUACCAACAGAUUUAUUUGGACAGACGGCCUUCAGGUGCUGUUUGUCUUCCAAAGAGCUGCCUCUGUGUUGUACUACUACUUGUACAAGAGGACCUCGGAGUAUCUAGGCGACCCUCGCCUCUAUGAGGAUUCACCGUGGCUGCGAGAACUCUUUGCUCGGGUCAGACAGUGAUCCCACUGCAACAGAGCAUGAAGCCACUGAGGCCAGAAUACGUGUAGAUUGCACAAGAAAGAAAUUGUCCACUUAUGUUGCACUGACAUAUGCAUAUAAAAAUCCAUACAAUGGAUAAAUAAUUUAAUGCAACGUAUUUGAAAGGUUUCUGAGAUGUAUAACAAUAACAAUUACAUUUGAGAAACAUUCAUUUUCAAAUGCAAAAUAAGACAUACUUUCAGAUCUAAAAUGCAUUUCUUGCAACACAAGAACUACCAAAUCUGUCUGAGAGGAAUCGUAGCCAAUAAAUUUAAUCCA